ACACCCGAGCCUGCGCCCCCGAGUCUCUUCAGCCAGCCUGGGCCGUGCCCAGAGCCGCUCCGCGCAUCCCAGCCGGGAGAAGGGGCAGCGACGAGGUCCUUAAAGGAGACCACUUUGUGAAGCGCGGGGGUGGGGGGAGAAAGACUCAGAGAACCGGCAGAAAAGGGGUGGAGGCGCCUGGCCCCGCGCCCCAGCCCCAAACCCGAAGGCCGAGCGCGCCAGGCGACCCGGCUUCCCCCCGCCCCCGGCCAGCAGCAUGGCCCGGGGAUCCGCGCUGCCGCGGCGGGCGCCGCCGUGCGCCUCGGCCGUCUGGGCGGCCGCCGCGCUCCUGCUCUCGGUGCCGUGGAGCUCAGGUGAAGUGGAGGUUCCAGAUCCAAAUGACCCUUUAGGACAACCUGAUGGUCAGGACAGCCCUGUUCCCACUCUGAAAGGUUACUUUCUGAAUUUUCUGGAGCCUGUAAACAACAUCACCAUUGUCCAGGGCCAGACAGCAAUUCUGCACUGUAAGGUAGCAGGAAAUCCACCCCCCAGCGUGCGAUGGCUGAAGAAUGAUGCCCCAGUUGUGCAGGAACCCAGGCGCAUCAUUAUCCGGAAAACAGACUAUGGCUCUCGGCUGAGAAUACAAGACUUGGACACAACAGAUACUGGGUACUAUCAGUGUGUGGCCACCAAUGGGGUGAAGACCAUUACUGCCACUGGAGUCCUCUAUGUGCGGCUGGGUCCAACUCACAGCCCAAAUCAUAACUUCCACAGGGAUGACUACCAGGAGGAUGGGUUCUGCCAGCCGUACCGGGGCAUCGCCUGUGCACGCUUCAUCGGGAACCGUACCAUCUAUGUGGACUCUCUCCAGAUGCAGGGGGAGAUUGAAAACCGGAUCACAGCCGCCUUCACCAUGAUCGGCACCUCCACGCACCUGUCGGACCAGUGCUCACAGUUUGCCAUCCCAUCCUUCUGCCACUUUGUGUUCCCGCUGUGCGAUGCGCGCUCCCGGACGCCGAAACCCCGCGAGCUGUGCCGGGAUGAGUGUGAGGUGCUGGAGAGCGAGCUGUGCCGGCAGGAGUACACCAUCGCGCGCUCCAACCCGCUCAUCCUCAUGCGCCUGCAGCUGCCCAAGUGCGAGGCGCUGCCCAUGCCUGAGAGCCCUGCCGCUGCCAACUGCAUGCGCAUCGGCAUCCCCGUCGAGAGGCUGGGCCGCUAUCACCAGUGCUACAACGGCUCUGGCUCGGAUUACAGGGGCAUGGCCAGCACCACCAAGUCAGGGCACCAGUGUCAGCCCUGGGCCCUGCAGCACCCUCACAGCCAUCACCUGUCCAGCACAGACUUCCCUGAGCUCGGAGGGGGCCAUGCCUACUGCCGGAACCCCGGAGGCCAGAUGGAAGGCCCCUGGUGUUUUACGCAGAAUAAAAACGUACGCAUGGAACUGUGUGACGUACCCUCGUGUAGUCCCCGAGACAGCAGUAAGAUGGGAAUUUUGUACAUCCUGGUUCCGAGCAUCGCCAUUCCUUUGGUCAUCGCCUGCCUUUUCUUCUUGGUGUGCAUGUGCCGGAAUAAACAGAAGGCAUCAGCAUCCACACCACAGCGACGUCAGCUGAUGGCCUCCCCUAGCCAGGACAUGGAGAUGCCACUCAUCAACCAGCACAAACAGGCUAAACUCAAAGAGAUCAGCCUGUCCACAGUGAGGUUCACAGAGGAGCUGGGGGAAGACCGGUUUGGAAAAGUCUACAAAGGGCACCUGUUUGGACCCACUCCGGGGGAGCAGACCCAGGCUGUGGCUGUCAAGACUCUGAAGGACAAAGCCGAGGGAGCCCUCAGGGAGGAGUUCCGGCACGAGGCCAUGCUGCGGGCACGGCUGCAGCACCCCAACCUUGUCUGCAUGCUGGGUGUGGUGACCAAGGACCAGCCCCUCAGCAUGAUCUUCAGCUAUUGCCCGCAUGGGGACCUCCACGAGUUCCUGGUCAUGCGCUCGCCGCACUCGGACGUGGGCAGCACAGACGAUGACCGCACGGUGAAGUCGGCCCUGGAGCCCCCCGACUUCGUGCAUGUGGUGGCACAGAUCGCUGCUGGCAUGGAGUACCUGUCCAGCCACCACGUGGUCCACAAGGACCUGGCCACCCGCAACGUGCUGGUGUAUGACAAGAUGAACGUGAAGAUCUCAGACUUGGGCCUCUUCCGCGAGGUCUACUCCGCGGACUACCACAAGCUGACGGGCAGCUCGCUGCUGCCCAUCCGCUGGAUGUCCCCCGAGGCCAUCAUGUACGGCAAGUUCUCCAUCGACUCGGACAUCUGGUCCUACGGCGUGGUCCUGUGGGAGGUCUUCAGCUACGGCCUGCAGCCCUACUGUGGCUACUCCAACCAGGACGUGGUGGAGAUGGUGCGAAACCGGCAGGUGCUGGCCUGCCCGGAUGACUGCCCCGCCUGGGUCUACGCCCUCAUGAUCGAGUGCUGGAAUGAGUUCCCCAGCCGGCGACCCCGGUUCAAAGACAUUCACAGCAGGCUCCGAGCCUGGGGCAACCUGUCCAGCUACAACAGCUCAGCGCAGACGUCGGGAGCCAGCAACACCACGCAGACCAGCUCCCUGAGCACCAGCCCGGUGAGCAACGUGAGCAACGCCCGCUACAUAGGGCCCAAGCAGAAGGCCCAGGCCUUCCCGCAGCCCCAGUUCCUCCCCAUGAAGGGCCAGAUCAGACCCAUGGUGCCGGCUCCCCAGCUCUACAUCCCGGUCAACGGCUACCAGCCCGUGCCAGCGUACGGGGCCUAUCUGCCCAACUUCUACCCGGUCCAGAUCCCCAUACAGAUGGCGCCACAGCAGGUGCCCCCGCAGGUGGUCCCCAAGCCCAGCUCACACCACAGCGGCAGCGGCUCCACCAGCACGGGCUAUGUCACUACCGCGCCCUCCAACACCUCCGUGGCUGACAGGGCAGCCGUGCUCUCUGAGGGCACCGAGGACGCACAGAACCUUCCCGAAGAGGUCGCGCACAGCCCCAUGCAGGAGGCAGAGGAGGAAGAGGAAGGCUCUGUCCCCGAGACCGAGCUCCUGGGAGACAGUGACGCCCUGCAGGUGGAUGAAGCCCAGGUCCAGAUGGAAGCCUGAGAGGCCUACGGGGCCCAAGGAGCCGGGAGAGGAGUUCCUGCCGCAGCCCACUGAGAACCUGAGCCAGCAGCCGCAGCUGUCACCAGAGCCCGGGGACUGGUGGGACGGUUCACAGACUCUACUUCCUGAGCCGGGGUGACAUCCCGCCCUGCCUGGGUCCCCUGUGAUCUGGCUGCAGGUCCACGGGACCUCCGGAAGCAGGGCGCAGGGACCCACAGUGCUGCCUUUAUCCUGGUGAUGGAUCCAAAGGGAGCUGAAUGCGCUUUGCAAAAGAAGAAAAAAUGGUGUGAUCUUCACCCGUGGUAUAUGGAUCAAGCAUUUCCAGACGUGAAGAACACCGGAUUGCAGGAGGUGUUGGAGGCACACCUGGGGCUUGGGGGUGCUCAGCAACCAGCCUGCUGGCUUGAGGAUGGCGGCUGCUUCCUCCCUCCCGGGCCUCCUCGGGGACUCUCUGCAGCUAGAGGUGAAUGGGGACAGGACACUGCCACCUUCCAGGGACUGCAGAGAAACAGGCUUCUGAAACGGGAGCCCCCUUCAAUUUAAAAAGAAAAGCAAUACGUGCCUUAACACAAACCAACCAAGCCUUGUAAUUUUGUGAAAUGAUGUUAAUUAUAUUUGCAUAGGUAUUGUGCCCACAUUUCUGGAAUUCAAGGGAAAGUAUCUCUUGGCUUUCAGCUAUUCAAAAGGAAGCGAUAUUGUACAGAAAACAGUAUUGUUAUUUUUUUAACAAUCAUGUACAGACCUUAAAUGUAAUUUAUAUGUGUUUUUCCUUCUUUUGGUAUGCCAUUUUCAUGGGAGUAUUUUGAUCUUAACUAAUGACUUAAUAAUUUAACUGUUUACAUUAUCCACUGGGGGAUGCAGUCAAGUUGUGGUUUUGAUGUGCUGAUUUGUGUGCCACAUGUAAGCCAGGUCCUUUCAUUUCAGAGUCCUUGUCACACAAAGGCUCCUGGGCAGAGCUGUCUGUACCUUGAAUACCUUGUUGGUUCUGUUUGUAAAUCUCAUGCCUGGUGUAUCCAAUAAAGUGAA
Messenger RNA from Perognathus longimembris pacificus (Pacific pocket mouse), 4117 nucleotides. RefSeq names its product receptor tyrosine kinase like orphan receptor 2 (gene Ror2). Gene Ontology annotation, biological process: multicellular organism development; positive regulation of kinase activity; cell surface receptor protein tyrosine kinase signaling pathway. Bases 257 to 3091 code for a protein of 944 amino acids. Gene Ontology annotation, cellular component: signaling receptor complex. The transcript is spliced from 9 exons. NCBI's taxonomy places the organism in Eukaryota, Metazoa, Chordata, Mammalia, Rodentia, Heteromyidae. Gene Ontology annotation, molecular function: transmembrane receptor protein tyrosine kinase activity; protein binding; ATP binding. The record is from RefSeq and is a predicted model, not a curated record.